GCACUUCGUUUCCGGGGAAAGUUGUCUUACUUCCGGUUAGAGGAAAGCAAUUUGAAGCGAUGCCCUUACGGACGGUCCUACUAGGAGGUACUCGGUUUUUGCUGGCACCCCGUCAAGGAAAUUCUUCUGGCCAGCAAUGUCUCAGGUGGUGGCGGCUCCUGCAGAAACGAACACAACACAGUGCAGUUUCAGAAGCAGCUUCACAUUCCAGAGUGGCAGUACCACCUGUACCCAAUGUUGUGACAGACCGGACAAUAGGACGUUGGCUCAUAAUCUGCAGUGGUACUGUGGCCGGAGCUGUGGUACUUGGUGGCAUAACCAGGUUGACAGAAUCUGGGCUUUCAAUGGUUGACUGGCACUUAGUGCGGGAGAUGAAGCCUCCUCAAACGCAGGUGGACUGGGAGGCAGAAUUCCUAAAAUAUCAGCAAUUUCCAGAGUUUAAAAUCCUGAACCAUGACAUGACACUGACAGAGUUCAAAUUCAUCUGGUACAUGGAGUACUCACAUCGAAUGUGGGGGCGACUGGUAGGGUUGGCUUACAUCCUUCCAGCAGCCUACUUCUGGAGAAAGGGCUACUUGAGCCAAUCCUUGAAAGGUCAUGUCCUUGCCCUGUGUGGGCUUGUCUGCUUUCAGGGUCUUUUGGGUUGGUAUAUGGUCAAAAGUGGAUUAGAGGAAAAGCCAAAUUCCCAUGAUAUCCCGCGGGUCAGUCAAUAUCGUUUAACUGCACAUCUGGGAUCUGCUCUUGUUCUUUACUGCUAUAGCUUAUGGACUGGGCUAUCCUUGUUGCUACCACAACAUAAGCUACCUAAAAUCCACCAACUAUUACGCCUGAGAAAAUUUGCUUAUGGGACAUCAGGACUCAUCUUUCUCACUGCCCUCUCAGGAGCAUUUGUGGCUGGACUAGAUGCUGGUCUUGUAUAUAAUUCCUUUCCAAAGAUGGGAGAACGCUGGAUACCUGAUGAUCUCCUUGCUUUUUCCCCAAUGGCAAAGAAUAUAUUUGAGAAUCCCACAACAGUGCAGUUUGAUCACAGAAUCCUGGGCAUUUCCUCAGUUGCAGCCAUCACAAUUCUCUAUCUACUUUCCAGGAAGAUCUCCCUCCCACGUAGAACUAGAAUGGCAUUUGCUUCCUUAUUGACUGUAGCAUAUCUUCAGGUCACCCUGGGUAUCAGCACAUUACUUCUGUAUGUCCCAACUCCUUUAGCAGCUACUCAUCAAUCAGGUUCUUUGAUGUUGCUCAGUAUGGCUGUGUGGCUAAUUCAUGAACUCAGGGGGAUUCCUAAAUAGCUCAAGCAUUGAAUGUUCAGAAUUCACAUCUUUACAAUAUGAGCAAUGUGAUCUUCUACCUGAAGACUGAAUUGAAGAAGAGGACUGUAUAGAAUGCUGUCUUGGCUUCAUUGAUGUGGAGAAUACUGCUUCAAAACAUGAAUACAAACCAUUAUCUGUUUUGCUGGCCUUUUUCAUGUUAUAAAAUGAUUGAAAUUAUAUCUGUGGAAAAAAUUAAGGAUUGUUUUGGCUAUUCCUCAUGUCCUGCAAUACAGUUCAUUGAAGAUAUAACCACAGACUUCCGGUGGUGACAUCAGAGCGGAAUGGGUGAGGGUGUGAUCUACAGCUUCCGAAAGCCUAAUUAAUUCCUGAAAAGGAGCCCUUUAAAAUUUAACCUUAAAGAAUGGUUUGAAUAGGUGUUGGAAGAAUUAAAGAGGAGGAUAUACUCUGAUUAUUUGAUAUUUUAUAAUAAGCAUAGUGAAAAGAUUACAAUAUUUAAUUAAUUAAUUUGAUCUUAGGCUGAGGGAAAAAGGGGGGAGGGGACGACUGUUAAAGAGAAAUUGAAUGGUAAAAUUUGAUUUGGGUGGUGGUAAAUAAGUUAAGGAAUUGAUAUAUAAGAAUUAUAGAAUAUUGAUAUAAGAAAUUGUAGUUAUAAAUUCAGAGCAAAGUACAUAUAUAGAUUUACAUAGAUAUAGAUAUAUGUUUAACUGAGAUAUAGGAUUUGAAUAUUACUAGUAGUCUAAAGUAAAUAAGGGUGAUAAUACUUAAGUGUGUAAGAAAUUAAAUAAUUAAAUUAGAAAGUAGUAAAUAUAGAAGAACGUCUCAAAUUAAAUAGAUUAUACUUUUAUGAUAUUGUGGAAGAACUUUACAAGAAAUUUAACAAUGGCAACCUCAACAAUAGUAAUGACAACUGGAAAAAAGCCUAUUUCUAAUCCAACACCUACGGCUUCUCGUACAAUUCAAUGGUCAAUCGAAAAUACGUUAAGGAAGGAGAAAGAUAAAACAGAGCCAACAAUGCAUAGUAUGCAAAAUAUGCUCCAACUAAUUCAAGAGACACUGAUGAAGUCGCAAGAAAGAAUGGCAGAUAAUCAAGGAGAGGCUAGAAAACACCACCAAGAAAUUAAAAAUGAGAUAGGAAAAGUGAAGGAAGAUUUAAAAAACAUGAAGGAAAAGAUGGAAAAUAUACAACAAACAACUGUAGAAAAUGAGCAAAAAGUCAAAAAAAUAGAAACCAAGGUAGACCAAUUAGACUUCAAGUCAGAAGUGGCGGAGCAGAAAGUAUUACAAUCAAACAAAGAAUUAACAGAUUCAAUUAUCUUCCUGGAAAUGGAGAAAGCCUCAUACUUCCUGCGCUUCCAGAAUGUCGUGGAGGAGAAAGAGGAAGAUCGGGGGCGGAGGGGGGGAAUGGUCAAAAUAACAGAAUUAAUACAGAGAGACAAGUCGGAAAUAAAAGAUACUAUAGAUGAAAUUUACCAAGUACAUAAUAACUACAUAAGAAGACACCGCUUAGCAUAAUAAGAGAUGAAAUCUAUAAAAAGUCAAGAGAAGAGACUGUAACAUACAAAGGGAAAGAGAUUAUAAUUUUAAAACAAAUUCCACGUAGAAUUUGAGAGCACAGGCAACAGUAUCAGUUCUUAACAUCACACUUUAUAAAAUACAAAAUAAUGUUCAGAUGGAUAAUCCCCGAAGGUAUUCUCAUUACAUGGCAGGAUAAGAAGUUUAAAGUGGACUCGAUAGAAAAAGCUCAAGAAUUCUAUAAAAAUUACCUGGAAGAGGAACAAGAAAGCAAAGACGAAUCAGAAAGUAAAAGUCAAGAAGAAGACCGAGACAAAAAGAGAGAGAACUAAGGAAAACUCAAGAAAAAGAAAGAGAAAAUAUUGUGAGAACACAAAUAUUCACAAAAUUUAAAAAACUAAAUAUAGAUGUAAUUUGCCUGCAAGAGGUUCAUAUUAAAAAAGGAUUCCAAAAACUAUUAGAAAACAAGAAAUUAGAAAGAUUACAUGUAUCUCUAGCACAACAGAAAAAAAGAGGAAUUGCAGUAUAUGUAAAAGAAAAAAAAUAAAUUCAGAAUUAGUGUAUGCAGAUGACAAAAUUAGAUAUGGAACAUAAACAAAUUUUAUUAGUAGUAGUAUAUGCUCCAAACAAAAAUCAACAGGAAUAUUACAAAAAAUUGCAUAAUAGAAUAAUAGAACAAGAAAUUGAAAAUGUAUGCAUAAUAGGAGAUUAUAAUGCCAUAGUUGACAGUAAAGGAGAUUACUAUAGUAAUAAGAAAAAUAAAAAAGAAGGAAAUAUUACCUAAAGAAUUCUUUAAUAUGGUAUCAGAAUUAAGUUUAAGAGACAAAUGGAGAAAAAUCUAUAAAGAAGAAAAGCAAUAUAUGUAUUAUUCCCACCCACAUUAAUUUUGGUCCAGGAUUGACAUGGCAUGGAUGACAAUACAACUACAAUCAGAAUUAGAAAAAAUAUAUAUAGGAAUAAAUGAAUGGGCCAACCACCCGAUAAUUAUCCAUUGGAAAGGACAAAAAAGGUACAAAAGAUGGACUUUAAACCAAAAUAUAUAAAGAGAAAGAAUAUAAGCAAUUCCUCGAAAAAUAGUUAGAGAUUUUUCUAAGUGUAAAUAACGAAGAAGAUACGUCAUUUUAAAACCUUUGGGAUACAUUAAAAGCAUAUAUUAGAGAGGUGAUGAUCGCAUAUAUGGCAAAGAAAAGGAAAGAGAAAAGGUCCCAGCAAAACAAACUACAAGAAUAGCUUAAAAAAUCAGGACGACCUACAGAAAGAACCCCAAAAUAAAAGAGCAAAAGAGGAAAGUAGAAUAAUUAAACAUAACUUAAACCUGAUAACCCAAGAAGUGGCAUUGAAAAUAAAGAUGGCGAAACAAAAUUAUUUUGAGCAUGCAAACAAGGUGAGCACAUGGUUAGCUUAUAAAUUAAAAAAGGAAAAGGAUAAAAGAACGAUACAAUGUUUGAAAGAUGAGGAAGGGAAAAUCCAAUAUAAAAGAGAAGAUAAGAAAUGAAUAAUACAUACUUUCUUCUCCAAACUAUAUACACAGGAAGAAACGAUAGAAGCAGAAAUUAAAAAUUAUUUAGAGGAAACAAAUGUAUAUAAAUUUACGGAGGAAUAGAAUGAAGUAUUGAAUCAACCAAUCUCAGAAACAGACUUUGGAAUUGCAAUAAAAAGGCAAAAAAAUAAUAAAACGCCAGGACCAGAUGGAAUACCAGUUGAAUUAUAUAGGAAUAUACAAAAACAGACAGGAGGAUUAAUGCUGGAAAUAUUCAAUGAAGCACUACAGCAAGCAAACAUGCCCCAAACACGGACAGAAGCCUUAAUCACACUUAUACACAAGGAAGGUUCAGACCAGCAAUUAGUACAAAAUUACAGGCCUAUCUCUACUAAAUUCUGAUUAUAAAAUAUAUAUGUCAAUUAUUGCUGAAAGGUUAAAAAUAAUCUUAGACAAAUAUAUACAUCCGGAUCAAAAUGGUUUUCUGCCUGGACAACCAAUUAAAAACAAUACACGGACUAUAAUAGACAUAUUGGAGUAUUAUGAAGUACACCCAGAGAAACAAGUUUCACUGGUUUUCCUUGAUGCCCAAAAAGCUUUUAAUAAUUUGAACUGGAGAUUCAUGAUACAACAAAUUAAAAAAAUGGAAUUCGGAUCAAAAUUUGAAAAAAUGAUUGAAGAUAUAACCACAAAUAAUUUCAGUAGUACCUAUCCUUAAAUCCUAUAUAUAAAAAUGGCAUGAUGUAGAAUAGGAUUAUGGAAUGAGUGGCCUUGGAAAUUUGGAAGUAUUUGUAUUCUAUGAAGGAUAGGAAAAUGCAGUUUAUAUUCUAAAUUGUAUGCAACUAUGUGCUUUCAUAUUUCUUUUAGUGGAAUUAUCUUCAUUUUUAAAUAUUAACAUAUUGUGUAUUAUGAGUUCUAAAUAAACAUGAUAAACAUUUUUUCA
Messenger RNA from Ahaetulla prasina, 5200 nucleotides. It is a transcript of the gene COX15, whose product is annotated as cytochrome c oxidase assembly protein COX15 homolog. The transcript is spliced from 9 exons. The coding region runs from base 60 to 1283 and encodes 407 amino acids. Gene Ontology annotation, cellular component: mitochondrial inner membrane. Gene Ontology annotation, biological process: heme A biosynthetic process. Gene Ontology annotation, molecular function: oxidoreductase activity, acting on NAD(P)H, heme protein as acceptor. The record is from RefSeq and is a predicted model, not a curated record. NCBI's taxonomy places the organism in Eukaryota, Metazoa, Chordata, Lepidosauria, Squamata, Colubridae.